AUGCUUUCCAUCCUUCGCAAGGCCCGACUGAAGGACAAGGAAAUGCGCAUUCUCAUGUUAGGACUUGAUAAUGCCGGCAAGACUACCAUAGUUAAAAAGAUUAUGAACGAAGAUGUCAAUACUGUUAGUCCGACGCUGGGCUUUAUCAUCAAAACAAUCGACUUUGGCGGUUACAAGCUCAAUAUCUGGGAUGUCGGAGGCCAAAAAACAAUAAGAUCAUACUGGCGCAACUACUUUGAAAAGACCGAUGCAUUAAUCUGGGUGGUCGACGCGACAGACCGCCUACGAAUAGAAGACUGCAAGGAGGAAUUGAAAGGGCUGCUGGUGGAAGAGCGUCUUGCUGGGGCAAGUCUGCUGGUAUUUCUCAACAAGAUCGACGUGAGCGGGUGCAUGGACGUGGCAGAAGUCACCAAAGCACUAGAACUCGAAAAGAUCCGGACUCAUCAUUGGACUGUUGUGCCUUGUAGCGCCAUGACAGGAGAAAAUCUGGAGAAAGGGUUGGAGUGGGUGGUGCAGGAUGCAAAGGAUCGUUUGUUCCUGUACUAG
This is a messenger RNA of Exophiala dermatitidis NIH/UT8656, 546 nucleotides long. RefSeq names its product ADP-ribosylation factor-like protein 2. Lineage: Eukaryota; Fungi; Ascomycota; Eurotiomycetes; Chaetothyriales; Herpotrichiellaceae. Gene Ontology annotation, molecular function: GTP binding; GTPase activity. Gene Ontology annotation, biological process: protein folding. The record is from RefSeq and is a predicted model, not a curated record. Bases 1 to 546 code for a protein of 181 amino acids. Gene Ontology annotation, cellular component: cytoplasm; microtubule cytoskeleton. The transcript is spliced from 4 exons.